UUCGGAUUCAAAAUUUUACAAAAUCUAUGUUAUGGAAUCUGUCAGCACGCUCACAGUCGCCACGGUAGGCGUCAAGGAUGCUGUCAAGGAGGAGGCGCGGUUCAUCGAGAAGAAUCUGAUUGUGGUCACCAAGCCGAGUGUGAAGGACGAACUGUCCGCCAGGUUCCUGCCCAGCUUUGCCUAUGUGACCUUUAAGCGACGGUCGCCGCAACUAAUCAGGGAACUCAUCAUAUCCCUGAUGGAGAGGGAGCCGGAAAUAGUCAAGGAGUGCGGCGAGUAUGCCCACUUUGAUCUGAAGCGCACGAUCUGGAGUCUGGAGCUACUUCGGGAUGACAUAAUUCAUAACAAGCAGUUUCAGCCCAUACGCGUCCAGGGCCCGGACACGGAGCAGUGGAAUAAGUUUAUAAAAUCCAUGAAUCCCGAUAGCCGGAGUUGGUUCUCGGCCGUGUGGCUGCAUGCCGAGUCCUACAUGUACCGGCGUAUCUGGUCGAUAUUCCAGCGCUCUGAGAGUCUUAAGAACUUUGACUACUUCGCGUACCAAAAAAUGGAGGCCGCCCGAACCACAGCUGCCCAGAUGAGCUCCACCCUGGUGUGGACAAUGAGGUAUAACCGCAGUCAGGAGAAUUUUCAGCGAAUGCUGAAACUCUGCGUUUGGGGCAAUCGUUGCGAUCUGUCCAUCUCCAAGAAGGGACCCGACAUGAAUCUGCCGCAGAAACUGAAGCAGUAUGAUGGGGACUUGUUGGUCGAUCAGUCGGCGGACGUGUGGAACGAUCUGAUCGAAGCCUACGACCCGGUCUACGUCGAUAUUGUUUGCGACAAUGCCGGGUAUGAGCUUUUUACGGAUUUCCUUCUGGCGGAUUACCUAAUCCAAUCUUGCCUGGCGGAAAGGGUGCGAUUCCACGUGAAAGCUAUACCAUGGUUUAUAUCGGACGUCACGGCCAAUGACUUCUACUGGAUGCUGAAGUUUUUUUGCUCGAAUGUGGAGUAUCCGGAGCUGCAGGGCUUUGGCCAACGAUUGCGGUGCUACCUUCGGAGCCGCAACUUCAUACUGUGCGACACCUGCCACUUUUGGACUAUCGGCUAUGACUGCAGCCGCAUGAAGGACCUCUUACCCUGCUUGUAUGUCUACAUGAGUACCGCCGCCUUGGUCAUCUUCAAGGGCGACCUCAACUACCGGAAGCUCUUGGGCGACAUCAACUACUGCUCCACCGAUGCGUUCUCCGACUGCCUGCGCGGCUUCCUGCCCACCAGUGUCUGUGCUCUGCGCGCCAUAAAGUCGGACAUCUACUGCGGCCUGCCGGUCUGCACGGUGGAGUGGCUAACGGAGGAGGAUCCCGACUGGAUGAUCACUGGCAACAAGGCAGUUAUCCAAAUCGCAGUCAAGCACCGGCUGUCGGGCGAUCCAAUUGCUUGAAUUUG
Messenger RNA from Drosophila bipectinata, 1419 nucleotides. Its product is annotated as damage-control phosphatase ARMT1. Lineage: Eukaryota; Metazoa; Arthropoda; Insecta; Diptera; Drosophilidae. Gene Ontology annotation, molecular function: phosphatase activity. Gene Ontology annotation, biological process: DNA damage response. Gene Ontology annotation, cellular component: nucleus. The record is from RefSeq and is a predicted model, not a curated record.